Molecule: messenger RNA, 910 nt
Organism: Bactrocera dorsalis (oriental fruit fly)
Lineage: Eukaryota; Metazoa; Arthropoda; Insecta; Diptera; Tephritidae
Exons: 2
Coding region: 284-868 (194 amino acids)
Source: RefSeq, a predicted model, not a curated record
UUCUCAUAUUUGCUUGUUCCACAUAAUGUCGUCGAUCAGCAGCGCUGAGAAGAAAACUUUUAAGACUUCAUAAGUGAGCACAGACACACACCAGAUUUCAGAACCGCGGCCUAACUAUUGCUUAUGUUAAUAAGCAUAAACUAGUACUGCUACAUCUGUCACAAUUGUUAUUGUUUUUCAGAAAUAUGCAUACAAGCGCAUUCGAAACUGCAUUCGAAAUAAAAUCAGCGGAGAGUGCACAUCGUUAGAUUAGUACGGUGCAAAUACAAGUAUCUCGACUAAAAUGCCUGGAGUGUUUAUCCACAAGUACUUCGCUGCAUUGCUGCUGCUCGUCUGCACAUACGCCGAUGACACUAAAGACCUCGAAAUAGAUAUGGAAACUUUGGCUUCCCGCAAUCAGUUGCUGGACGCCAUGUUUGAAGAUUCACUCGCUAUAAACAGUUAUGUUUUUGCAAGGAGUGAGGAAAUGUGUCAGAAGCUAAUCCAAGCGAAGAUACACAAAUAUGAAACAAGCGUAGAACCGGAGACUCGCGCAUGGAUGCUGAGUGAUUGUACUAUUCGCGUCGUGGAGCGCUUAGAUCCCAGCGCCAGUCGGCGUGGAAAUCAUCCAGAUGAUAUCCUGUUACGCGAGUAUGGAUUUGAUGAAAUUCGGAAGAUUGUGGAUCAAAAACAUGAAGACUUCUACAAAGAAAUUGUGCAGCGCAUUGAUAAUUAUGUGAACGGUUUGACGCCGGAGCAGCAGAGAAAAAAGACGGCACGAAAUCUGAAAAAGUGGUCAAGAAAAAUUAAGAAUGCCCGAAAUUUGUCUAAGAAAGUAAUUGCUUUCGGAAAAUGUAUGCGAUUCUAUUAUUUUGAGAGGGGAGUUUAAUGUGUCUAUUUUAAAUGUGUGAAAUUCAGAAUAAAGUUUUAA